AUGAACAACAAACUUAUAUAUCGUUCUGUUAGAUUUGCGACCCAUAACAGCCAGCUUUUACUGCCACCUUUAGUUCUCUACAGGAGAAUACUAAGGCAACAUAAGAUGCUACCUACCCCCCAGAGGGAAAUGGGUGAUCAAUACGUGCGAAGCGAGUUCAAGCUGCACAAAAAUAUCGAUAAUCCGUUGCAUAUAGUCGGUUUUCUAGCUUCCUGGCAGGAUUAUCUUAAUAUGAUUUCUAACGGUGGAUGGAAAGAUGCAACCCUAUCCUCGGAAACUCUUGAGAAACUGUCCCCUGAGCAAACAGUUCAACUUUAUGAAUUGAUGAAAGAAACGCAGAAACUUCACCAGGACAGUGAAACAGAGUCAAGUAAGGACGUGAAACGGAACAAAAAAGACUAG
This is a messenger RNA of Saccharomyces paradoxus, 402 nucleotides long. RefSeq names its product Sdh7p (gene SDH7). The record is from RefSeq and is a predicted model, not a curated record. Gene Ontology annotation, biological process: succinate metabolic process; mitochondrial respiratory chain complex II assembly. Gene Ontology annotation, cellular component: mitochondrion; mitochondrial intermembrane space. Bases 1 to 402 code for a protein of 133 amino acids. The transcript has a single exon. Lineage: Eukaryota; Fungi; Ascomycota; Saccharomycetes; Saccharomycetales; Saccharomycetaceae.